AUGAAGAUCGCUCUAGUCAUUUUGUCUUUAUUUUCUCUUAUACGCUUGGACGAUGCUUCAGAAACACCAAUUAUUGGAAUCCUUUCCCAGGAGAUGUAUUUGGUGGCCAAAUAUUUUCCUGAGGGUGUCUACGACAGCUUCAUCACAGCUUCCUAUGUCAAGUAUCUAGAAAGUGCUGGUGCUCGAGUAAUUCCUGUAUGGAUCGGACAAUCUGAAGAGUAUUAUCAACGUGUUGUUAAUAGCACAAAUGGAUUACUGUUUCCCGGUGGCGGUACUUAUUUCAAUGAAACUGGAGGGUAUGGAGAAACAGCAAAAACGAUCUACAAACUGGCUGUCCAGUCUAACGAAAGAGAAGUCUAUUACCCUCUUUGGGGUACGUGUUUGGGUAUGCACGUUUUGAUAUUCUCUCAAAAAGGUGCUGAUCUCAGGAUAGACUGUUCGUUGAGGAAAGUCGCAUUGCCUCUGGAUUUCUCUGAAGGUUAUGAAGACAGCAAACUGUUUCGCGAAUCCACAAAAGACAUUACCAGAAAUCUUGGUACAAACAACGUUACCUACAACCUCCAUCGCUACUGCUUGACCAAAGAAGUAUUACAAAGCAACGGCAUCCUGCAAAACUGGAAAAUCCUGGCCACUAACAAAGACGAGUCUAACCUGGAAUUUAUUUCCGUCAUGGAGAAUCGAAAGUACCCCUUCUACGGUGUCCAGUUCCAUCCCGAGAAGAACAUUUUCGAAUUCAAGAAAAGCAUUGGCAUUCCGCAUUCAGUAGGUGCUGUCCAAGCUUCCCAGUAUUUCUCUAAUUUUUUCGUCAAUGAGUGCAGGAAGAACAAUAAUAGUUUUUCUGAUGAUGACAUCGAAAUGAAAUCUUUGUUUUAUAAUUAUAGCCCUGUAUACACGGCCCCCAAAGGGUCUUCCUAUGAACAGAUUUAUGUAUUUACCAAAGAAGAUUACCGAAAAUCGCCUCUCGUCUGA
Molecule: messenger RNA, 969 nt
Organism: Phaedon cochleariae (mustard beetle)
Lineage: Eukaryota; Metazoa; Arthropoda; Insecta; Coleoptera; Chrysomelidae
Source: the annotation of a GenBank genome assembly